This is a messenger RNA of Amphibalanus amphitrite, 10190 nucleotides long. RefSeq lists its product as uncharacterized. NCBI's taxonomy places the organism in Eukaryota, Metazoa, Arthropoda, Thecostraca, Balanomorpha, Balanidae. Gene Ontology annotation, molecular function: molecular adaptor activity. Bases 272 to 9868 code for a protein of 3198 amino acids. The transcript is spliced from 29 exons. The record is from RefSeq and is a predicted model, not a curated record. Gene Ontology annotation, biological process: signal transduction.
ACAGCUCGUCUGAGUAGUGGUGGUGACGUCUAUAUACAGCAAUAAAGUUUUACAUAUUUCCUUUCAAGUGCAUCAUUAUCAUUUAAUUUAGGUUAUUCAAACGAAAAUUAUAGCUAUGUAACAUUAGAAUAUUUCAAGAAACUCGUCGUCCCAAAAACAUGAUGCGCUGUACUGUUCAGUUGGAGUGCUGUGCACGACAGCGCUAAUACCUACGAACCGACUCGCAUCGGACUGGCUAUCUGGCAAUCAGGCCCAGCACCACUGCUGCAACAUGGCGGACUCGCUGCCCCUGCAGCCGCAGCGGCCCGAGUCGCCGCAGUCGGAGCACAGCCUCGGAUCGGCACCCACCGUGUCCGGCGGCGGCUACAGCUACGCCGCCAGCACCGGCUCCGAGCCGGCCUCGGCCGCCACCGGCGGCUCCAUCCGCGGCAUGAAGGAGGCGCUCCAGCAGAAAAAGGAGGCGCUGGUGGCGCGCAAACGCCAACUGGACGGCGCCGCGCCGCUGCGCGACUCGCACAGUGACGAGGCGACCGACGACCCUGCGCGGCUGCAUCAGAAGCUGGAUGUGCUGCGCGCUCGGCUGGAGGUGCUCAGUCCGAUAAUCGCCCAGCUGGACGCUGACUACACGGCCACCGCCAAAGAGCUCAGCGACGGGAAGAUGACCGCCUCGGAGACCAACAUGAAGCUGAUGGGGGACAUUGCCGAUCAGCGCAGCGCCAUCGAUAGCCUGGAGGCCGAGCGGCACGGCCUGGAGCAGCAGAUCGCUCAGCUCGACGCCAGGCGCGACCAGCUGCUGCGCGACGGCUCACACGAGAGUGGCGCCCAGGCCCAGGCCCUGAAGGACCAGCGGCGCCCGCUGCAGGCCCGGCUGGCCAGCACGCUGGCAGAACUCGAGCUAAAAAAACUGGACACGUGUGCCAUGAUGCACGAGGCGGUGGCCGUCAUCGAGCACGCCCGCCGGCGCGGCGAGACGAUGCUGGACGCGGCGCCCGGCUACGUCUCCGACCAGGGCACGUCGUCCGGCUACGCCUCCGAGGUGCCCGCCCGGCCGCCGUUCGCCUGCGAGAGCCACGACCCCAUGGCGCCGUGGUCGAGCGGCGGCGGCGGCGGCGGCGGCGGCGGCGGCUUCCCUGCCCGGGGAGCUGGUGGCGCCCCCGCCGGCAGCGACACCAGCGACGGAGCCUACGCACGGCCUCUGUCGGCUACCUCGUCUCCGUCCGACCACGACGUCAUUCUGCCAUGGAACAUGCGGCCGGCGGCCAACUAUUACUUCCUGCCACCGGGCGGCGGCGGCGGAGGGGCCACACCGCCCACCCCCGGUCCGGGCGGUGGCGGCGCAGGCGCAGGCGUCGUGCCACCCGCCGUCGGCCCGGCCGGCGCGCCGGGCUCCUCUCCAGGCGGCGGCGGCGGCGGCGGCGGCGGGCAGAACAUGCACGCCUUUGACGACGCGCCCUAUGACGGCCCUACGCCCUACACGAGCACCAGUCUGCGACGGGUCUUCGAGGCCGGCACACCGCACCCAUCGUCGGGCUACGAGAGCUCGCAGACGACCACGUCGGACGAGCCGGCCAGCUCUGAUCACGGCACCGAGGUGGGCCCGCCAUCGGCCACCAGCUCGGAGCCCUCCGAGACGGCAAUGAUGGGAGCUGAAGACUUGAGAUCGAAUACUGCUUUCCAGCGAUACGACCAAGAACUCGAUGCAGCCAUGCUGGGCGCCGAGGAUCUGCGCUCGUCGUCGGCCUUUGGGCGCGCCUUCGGCCGGCCGGAGCCGGGCUCUGCGGCUGCGCCCGGCGCCCGGCAGGGCGUUUCCGACAGCGCCAUUCCGCUGGUGUACGCCACCAACCUGGGCUGGCAGGCCGUCAGCCCAGCGCACUGGAACACGGGCGACCAGACGCCGCCCACGCCGGCCGCCGAGGAGAGUCUCCAGCACUCCGCCUACGCCAGACGGUCAAAAAACGCGCAACGGGCCGCGCCCGCUCCCCGUGAGCUCGGAGCGUGGCCCGCGCGCAGAACACAGUCCGGCGGCAGCGACAGCGCCGACAUCGCGUACAUGAGCGGCCUCAGCUACCCAGCCGACGCGCCGCUCCACUGGCCCGGCUCCACAGCCACGCCGGGCACGGCCGGCGGCCAGUCGCCACCGCCGGCCACCGGCUACACGCAGGGUCUGAGGUGGGACACGGCGGCCGACUGGCCGGCCAGCCGCACCACGCCCAGCCGCUCGCGGGACCAGCUCGACUCGCCCGGGCCCGCCUCCGAGGAGCGUAUCCGUGGCGUGGCGCAGCAGAUGAUGGCGCGUGUGCCGCAGUCUCGGCCGUCCUCUGGCCAGGCGCUGUUCGGUGCCGGCUACACGCGCGGGCCGCUCCACUGGCCGCCGUCGCCGCCGACUCCGCUGGCCGGCGACACGGUCACCGUGGACGCAGAGCGGCGCACGGUGGUGGUGCGCCACGGCGCGCCGCCGCAGCAGCCCGGCUACACGUCCGGCCUGGCCUGGACGGGACCCACCGACUGGCCGGGCAGCAGCUGCGCCACGCCGGCGCCGCCCUCGCGGGAGACGCUGGUACGCGCCCAGUCUCGGCCCGGCUCCUCGGUAGCCGCCCCGCCGGCCGAGCACUCCUCAUCCGAGACGCUCGUCCAGACCCAGGAGGACGGCAGCCCGCGACGCGACGUCAAUCUGCCCUGGAACGUUCGGCCGGCAUCCAACUACACGGCGCCGACCGGCGACAGCACAGCGACACCGCUGUACGAGCCGCGGCCGGACUCUGCCGACUACGACGGUCCGACGCCCUACACGGCCGCCAGUCUGCAGCGCAUCUUCGACGAGGGCAUCGCGUACGAGGCGUCCAGCAUCUACUACACACCGCCGCAGGAGUGCUGCUCCAAGGAGGACUACUACACGCCCUUCCAGUCGGCCAACGAGAUGUUGGGAGACAGCAGCGCCUCCGAACACGAAGCCGAGUCAGACCACGAGCAAACGGUGCGUGUGCUCGAGCCAGGCUUCUCGCCAGAGGCCGACGAGCCCUACUCCAAGACACCGAGCGGGCACAGCCUGACGGACGACAGCCGGCCGGCCUCCGCCUACUGCGAGCGAGAGCAGUUCCCGACGCGCUCAGCGCGACUCAUGAGCCGCUACGAAGGCGUGCAGCCGUGUCUGCCACGCGAGGCGCUGCAGAGGACGGCGGACGCCUGCUCCGAGCCCUUCUCAUCGCCACGCGACGGAGAUCCGGAGCGCGCCGCCGAGUUUGGCUACGAGCCGGCGCAGGGUGAGUAUGGCUACCAGCGGUACCCGCAGGGCUACGAGCCUCCGCAGAUGUGGUACGGGCACGACCGCGCCUCACUGCCCUCGGAGGCCGGCUCGGAGGGCGUGGCCGGCACAUACGCCACAUCCGACUACGCUCAGUCACACGCCGAGUCCGAGUAUCCGACCAGCGCGUCGGAAGGCUCCGAACUGGCGUCACUGGCACCGCGCGACGGCGAUGACCCUAGCUUCGACGGUCCCAGUCCAGAUACUGCGCGAACAUUGGCUAGCAUCUUUGAGGCGGGCACCGGCAGAGCCGCCAGCGACGACGGUGAAGGCGGUGGAGGGGGAUCCGACGGUCAGGACGGCUUUUCACCGGAGGGCUACGAGCCGGCGCAGGGCGAGUAUGGCUACCAGCGGUAUCCGCAGGGCUACGAGCCUCCGCAGAUGUGGUACGGGCACGACCGCGCCUCACUGCCAGGACAGGCUCCUUCCGGACCACCAGCCUCCGGCGGCGAGACUGCGGAGAGUUUCGGUCACACAGUCCCUGAGGAUGGUGAAGAUUAUGAAUCUGUGAGCCCGGACACCAAGAAGACACUGGCGAGACUAUUCCAGGAGGAGACUCCGUACCCAGUGGAGGCUGAAGGGUCUGACGGGGGAGGCGGAGCGGAUGGCGGGCCACCAGGGCCAGGAGACGGCGGUGACGAGCCAUACGAGCCGGCGCAGGGCGAGUACGGCUAUCAGAGGUAUCCGCAGGGCUACGAGCCUCCGCAGAUGUGGUACGGGCACGACCGCGCUUCGCUGCCAGAUCAAGGCAUAUCGCAACAGCCUAAAACUGAUAUCAGUCAAACGACCCCGUUGUCGCAAGACGCCACUGACUUCGAUUACAUCAGUCCAGACACUACUAAAACAUUGGCUGAAAUACUGGAGCACGGCGCUCUCUCAGUGGAGGGUGGCGAUAAACCCAGGCCCGACUCUGAGCCUUACGAGCCGGCGCAAGGCGAGUACGGCUACCAGCGGUACCCGCAGGGCUACGAGCCUCCGCAGAUGUGGUACGGGCACGACCGCGCCUCACUGCCAGGGCAGGCUCCUGCCGACGCGGCGGAUUUCAGCGGGUCGGCUACAGAACCGAUCGAAAACCAGACGUCCGUCAAGGAUGAGGACUAUGAAUCCGUCAGUCCAGACACAAAGAAAACGCUGGCGAGGAUAUUUCAGGACGAGACUCCUUACCCAGUCAAGACAGAUGAGUUCGAUUCGGGUACUGGAAGUGGUGCAGAUGGCAGUCCACCAGGGGCCGGCCAAGGUGGUGACGAGCCAUACGAGCCGGCGCAGGGCGAGUAUGGCUACCAGCGGUAUCCGCAGGGUUACGAGCCUCCGCAAAUGUGGUAUGGGCACGACCGCGCCUCGCUGCCGGGGCAGGAAGCCGCAGAGCCAACUCCCGCUGCUGAGCCAGCACCUGCUACAAGCGGUGCUGCUGAAGAAGACUUUGACGCCAUCCAGCCAGACACCACCAAAACGCUGGCCAAGAUAUUCGACGAAGGAACGCCGAGUGGCGGAACGACGGCGGCAGGGGGGCCGGUGGAAGUGGUGGCCGAGGACUUGGCGGCCACUUGCCAGGACGACCUCAGCAGAUGGUCAGAGACAUCCAUCGGUUCGGCUGAGACGCCGCCGGCCUCACGCAGCAUGGAGUACAUCCCCGCGUCGGGGAUGUACGGCUUCCAGCCACUGUUGGGACCGCCAAGCCGUGGCUCACUGGAGCACAUGCCGCCUUCAGACGGUACUUACACGCAGAACCUGUGCGUGUGGCAGUGUCCUGACAACUGGCCUCCAACGCCGUCCACACCGCGUUCCAGAGAGGAUAUUACCGAGGGAUCGCCGGCACAGCCCACCACCGACCUUAUGGAAAAGUACAUGGAAGGAAUACGCUGGGACAGGCCCGACAAAGACUGGCCCCAAACUCCCGACACGCCCAGCUCGAGGGAGGAUUUGCCAUCACUGCAAUACACCCACGGUCUGCGGUGGGAUCACGUGAAGGACGCUCCCGUGCCCACACCUCCAACGCCUGGCUCUCAGGAGAGACUACCGCAAGCCGACGUCCGUCAAGCCAGCGACGAGAACUUCGACCUUGUCAGUCCGGAUACCACGAGGACCAUGGCCGCAUUGUUCGAGGAGGGCAUUCCGUAUAUGACGCACCAGGAGCCGAAACAGGUCGCCGAUGGCGAAGGUUACGAGCCGGCACAAGGAGAGUACGGCUACCAGCGGUAUCCGCAGGGCUACGAGCCUCCGCAGAUGUGGUACGGGCACGACCGCGCCUCGCUGGCCUCUUUGCGCAGCUCGCAGGACUUGGGAAGUCAGGCGGUGUCGUCGGCUGACCCAUCACCGGCCAUCACCCCGCGCCCGACCGUCGGCUACGAGCCUGCUCAGGGCAUCUACGGUUUCCAGAGAGUGUUUGCCGAUGUGGCAGGUGCGGCCUCGCCGGCCCCAGCGGCCGCCGCCGAGUCGGCCGAAAACUUCGACGGCCCGAGUCCGGACACGAGCCGCAGCCUGGAGCGCAUUUUCGAGGCCGCCACGGGCACGGUGGGCGAGCAGCGGCCACUGACGCCGUCGCCCAACCUGCCGGCCUUCCUGGAGAAGCUGACGAGCAGCUCGGAGUCGGAGGACAGCGCCAGCCGGCGGCGCGGACGGACCUCCGACUCGGUGCCGGCUGUGCGCGUGCCCCGCAACCGGUUCUACUCGAUGGAGGAGAUGUGCACAACGGCCCCGAGCCAGCCGAAUCUGUCGCUCACGUCGGCGAGCUCCCACGGCCGCGCCACGCCGCGACCUGGCGACCAGCAGUGCUACCUUCCCUGGACGCACCGGGCGUCCGUUCCAUACAGAGAGCCGCGGGGAGCUCAGUUUGUCGAAGAUUACCAGGAGCCGCCGCUGGUUGACAUGGACGAUCAGAUCAGUGUGCCCACGCCGACGUCUGCCCACUCGCGCCGGUCGGGCUCGGAGAAAACCGAAUCGGAGAAAGAACCUCCCUCCGAGCCUCGCGCCGACUACUUCACACCGAUGGGUUCCAAGACCGAGCCGCCUCCCGAAGACUACCAACCGGCAUCUUCUCUUGCAACAGAAUCGAAGUCUGUUGAAUCGGCUCACAAUGAUAUUGAGGACCUGCUGCAGCGGCUGCGCUCGCUCGAGUCGCGCCUCCACCUGGUCGAGGACGAGUCGCAGAGCAAGGACCGCCAGAUCCAGGACCUGCUGUCGCGGCUGGAGGACCUGGUCAGCUCGGCCGGAGCCGACGACCAGGGCGACCUGACCCAACGGCUGCAGACGGCGUCUGAAACUGUCUCAAAACUCGAGCAGACGGAAAGCCACCUGGGUAAAGAGUUGGAGAACGCGAAGAAGGAGAUUGACAGCUACAUUACACAGCUGGAGUCGUUCCAGAGCCGGUCGGCCGAGAUGGAGCAGCGGCUGGUCGAGUCGCAGCGGAUGCAGGCGGCUGGCGACCAGCAGUUGCAGCAGCUGGCGCAGCAGUGCGGCCAGCUGACGGCCGAGCGGGACCAGCUGGCCCGACAGCUGGAGGAGAGCCGCGCCGCGGUGGCCGAGAAGGAGGCACGGGUCGAGGAGCUGAUGCUCCGCCUGCAGGAGUACAGUGAGCGGGUUGCGCAGCUCGAGAAGGAUAUGAAGAGUGACGAGCGCCCCGCAGACCAGUCGGACGUCAACGCCGAAAACGCCUACCUGAAAGGACGAGUGGCCGAACUCGAGAGUCUCACACACGACGAGAAACAUUGGAAAGAACAGGCGCACGAGGCGGGCGAGCGGGCGCGCGCCAUGGAGCGGGCGCUGGACCAGCUGAGCUCCGAGAAGCGGACCGAGCAGGAGCGCCGGCGCGAGGUGGAGGCGCAGCUGGUGCAGAUGGUGCGCCGCACCUCGGUGGCGCGGCCCGCCGACGACACGCCGCUCGCCUCCACCGCCGAGGAGAGCAGCGCCGACGAGCUGCUCGACCCGCAGCUGUGCCGACGGCUGCAGCAGCUGCUCACCAAGCUGCACACCGAGGGACUGCAGGCGCUGAGUCUGAUGGAGCUGCGCUUCGUCAAGGCGUACGCGUCUCCGAGCCAGCUGACGCCACGCUCUCAGGCGUCCGACUCGGCUGUGGAGGUGUCCGACAUGGAGACGGCCACGCUGCGCCGGGCCGUGGCGCGCCUCGUCAGCGAGCUCAAACGGAAACAGGACAGCCUCAACGACAAAGUGUCCAAGCUGUCCAGUGACCUGAAGGAAGAGCUAUCUCAGGUGCGGGAGAUGCAGACCUCGCUAGAUGGAGAGCAUAAGUCGAAGCUGGCGCUGACCGGUCGGCUGAGUGAGCAGCGCGGCGCGCUCUCGGCCAUGGAGACGGACCUGGCGCAGGCGCUGUCGGAGCUGCGCAAGGGCGACGAGCGGCUCGACCAGACGCGCUCCAGUCUGGACUCGCAGUUGCACGAGUUCGCCGCCGCCAAGACGGCCACCCAGCAGCUGGUGGACCGGGAGGAUAAGAUCAUGCAGGAGCUGAUACGUACGACGGACACGGGCUGUCAGGACCUACAGCGGGUCCAGGCGUGUCUGGCCAAACUGGACGGCGCCGGGGAGCGCGUGAGCGAACUGUGCGCCAAGCGCAGCGGCCGCGGCGCCGUCCAGAGACUGGCCGAGCAGCUGGGCGCCGAGCAGCAGCGCUGCCGGGACAUGCUGGCCUGUGUCGAGUGCGAGCGGGGCCGGGCGGCCCAGCUCAGCCAGGAGCUGGACCAGGGCCGGGGCCAGGCAGAGUCCGGCGGACGCAGCGCCCAGCAGCUGGAGCAGCGCGUCACCGAACAGGAGCAGCAGGCCGAGAAACUAGAGACACAGGUUGAUGAAGCCUGCGCUGAAGUGCGCACGACUGCCGCCGAGCGCGUCAAGCCGCUUCAGGGGAAGCUGAAGAGGCUGCAGCAGGAGCUGCGGCAGGUUCAGGCGGCUCACAAGACGGCAGCCGAGGACGUACAGAGGCCGGCCGCCGACCAUGGCCGGGCGGUGGCCGAGCUCAGCCGAACUGCCGCUCAGCUGCUCACGGCGGUGGCCGCCGUGGUCGACAUCAACACGGAGGCGGAGCGGACGCGGACGCGGCUGCUGCAGCUGGCUGCAGAGCUCGCCGGCCGAGACGACGAGCCGUCGCCAGCUCCGGCGCCGGCUCCCAGCCCGGUCCCGGCCGACGCUGCCGUGGAGUCGGCCGUCGACGACGCCAUCCUGGCGCGCUACAAGGAGCAACUGGAGUCGGAGCGCGCUCAGUGGGGCCGCGAGCGGUCGCUGCUGCAGUCUCACAUUGACCAGCUGGACGCCGAGCUGGAGCGACUGCGGCUGGCGGCGCGGCCGGCGCCCGUCUCCACGCAGGGCGAGGGCGACGACGGCCGCGUCCAGGAAGCGUACAGCCGCUACAUGCGCGCCGAGAGCUACCGGCGCGCGCUCUGCUGGCAGAAACGCUACCUGAUGAUCCUGCUCGGCGGCUACCAGGAGACGGAGACGCUGACGCUGGAGAAGAUGGUGCAGCUGACGGGCGGCUGCUUCCUGCCAGACUACCGGCGCCUGCUCAAACCCGUGCGCAAGUUCCGCGCCGCCGCCUGGGCCGUGGUGGCCAUGCUGCGCAUGCAGCGACUGGUCCACCGGUGGACAGCAGGACGGCGGGCGACCGGAGCCCGCAGGCCCUGUCGGCGUCAGAGACAGCGUACCAACAGUAGGACGAGAUCGCAGGGCAGCCGGUCCACCAGCCGACCUCGGGCCCAGCCGGCCCCGCAGAAACCAGCGGCAGCGCCCAAACCCAAACAUAAGGCGGCGCCUGCUCGGCCCAAACCAGUGGCACUUGCUCUCCAGCACAAGCAUACACUGCCGCAGCCACCGACGAAGCCCAAAGCACGCAGUCCGUCGCCGAGGCGCGCUGCCCAUGGGCCAUCGCCGCAGCGAGCAGCACGAUCGCACUCACCAAAGGCAGCUGCGCGCAGCCCUUCACCGAAGAGCAAGAUCGAGCCCACCUCGUCCAAGGGCGCCAUGAAGAAGUCGCCGGCGCCGGCGCGCGGUAGCGAGCCGACCAAGAAGGCCCGCUCGGCAGUAGAGUUCGACGUCAGUGACGGGGAGGGAGAGGAAGAGGCGGAGGAGGAGGAGGAGGUGACGCCCCGCCAGGAGGACGUGCCCGGCAGCAGUCUGGGUGAGCUGCUCGACCGGCUCGACGAGGACAUUGACGAGGUGCUGGACAUGGGCGAGGCCGAGGACGAGGACGGCGCGGAGACGCCGCGCACCUUCAGCCGCAGCAGCGCCGUGCUGCUGGACGAGGGCCUGUGCGAGCAGCUGUCGCUGACGCCCACGCUGCCGCUCUCCAUCACCUCGCUCACCUCCUCGGACGAGUCGGAGCUGACGCGCUUCUUCACCGACUACGGCACCCACCCGCUGCCAGACAUGGAGAUGGAGUGCGGCACCACCGGCUCCAUGCCCAACCUGGCCGCACUCGAUGUCAGGAGCGUCACGACAGUGAGCGACAUUGAGUCUGACGAGCUGGAGCUGUACCUGGCGCAGUUCGACUCGCUGCUGUUGCGGCACGGCUGCUCGCCGAGACUCUCCGACUCGUGCACCUCCCAGUCGUCCCGACGGCGGCGCUGAGCGACGCUCCUCCGACACGACAGCCGACCAGACGACGACGGCGAGCGAUGCGUGGUUGUCUCGUGUUUGUUCGGACGUCCAUCGAAAUGUUUGUGAUUUAUUGCGAUGGUGCUUACGGAGCGCCGCGAGUCCUACGUUCCUUUCUCCGGUGUAACGUCCAAUGCAGAUUAUCCAAAAUUGUAGGUGGCUUGAAAGUAGACGCGCAAAACGAACACAAGCGUACGUCUAUUUAUAAAUGUCCUUUGUCUGAGACAAUAUCGCUCGCAAUACGAAGCAGCAAGUUAGAUGAAAACAUGACCUUGUGAUCAAAAUAUAUUUUAAG